AUGAGUGCAAAUAUACAAGAUCGUAUAAAAGAAAAAGUUGAUUAUAUCUAUCAACGUUUACGUACACAAAUGUCCAGCAUCGGGUCAUCAACUACAUCUGAUAAACAUGUAUUUUUUGUAUUUGGUGCAUCUGGUGAUUUAGCUAAAAAGAAAAUCUAUCCAACACUUUGGUCACUUUAUCGUGAUGGUUUAGUACCAGAAAAUAUUCAUUUUAUUGGUUAUGCUCGUAGUCAAUUGACAACUGAGAAAAUAUUUGAAAAUGCUCAUAAAUACAUGAAAGUUAAAGAUGAUGAACAUGAGGCUUAUGAAAAAUUUCUUAAACUUAAUUCAUAUGUCCCAGGUUCUUAUGAUAAAGCUGAAGAUUUUGAACAUUUACAUUCUGAAACAAAUAAAAUAACCAAACAACCAACUGCUCAUCGAUAUUUCUAUUUAGCAUUACCACCCAGUGUUUAUGAUAGUGUAUCAGAAAUGAUCAGUAAACAUUGUCGACCAGAAUCACCUGGAUUAUUACGUUUAAUCGUAGAGAAACCAUUUGGAAAAGAUCUUGAAAGUUCAAAUAAAUUAUCUGAACAUUUAAAUAAAUCUUAUUCAGAAGAGGAAAUCUAUCGUAUUGAUCAUUAUUUAGGAAAAGAAAUGGUACAAAAUAUAAUUGUACUUCGAUUUUCCAAUAAAAUAUUUUCACGUGUUUGGAAUCGAGAUUCAAUUGCAGCUGUAAAUAUUAUUUUUAAAGAAGAUAUUGGAACACAAGGACGUGGAGGUUAUUUUGAUGAAUUUGGCAUUAUUCGAGAUGUGAUACAAAAUCAUUUAAUGCAAAUUUUAUCAAUUCUUGCUAUGGAAAAACCACGUUCAACAACAGGUGAAGAUAUACGUGAUGAAAAAGUGAAAGUAUUACGUUGCAUAGCACCUAUUAAAUUAGAAGAUGUUGUUAUUGGACAAUAUACUGGUGAUAAAGAAUCAACAGAUCCUGAACAUCAAGAAGGUUAUUUAGAUGAUAAAGGUGUACCAAAAGAUUCAACAACACCUACAUUUGCACAAGUUGUUCUUUUCGUUAAUAAUGAACGUUGGGAUGGUGUACCAUUCAUACUUCGCGCAGGUAAAGCAUUAAAUGAAAAGAAAGCUGAAAUUCGUAUUCAAUUUCGCGAUGUACCCGGUGGAAUGUUUGAUGAUAAUAUUCAAGAGAAUAAUCCAAAUGGUAAAUUAGCUCGUGAUGAACUUGUUAUACGUGUUCAACCAAAUGAAGCUGUUUAUCUUAAAUUAAAUACAAAACGACCUGGUGAAAUGGAUUUUAGUAUUGAAGAAACUGAAUUAGAUUUAACUUAUAAAGAACGAUAUCAAGAUGUUAAAUUACCUGAUGCAUAUGAACGUUUGAUACUUGAUGUAUUUACGGGUUCAAAAAUAAAUUUUGUACGUUCAGAUGAAUUACAAGAAGCAUGGCGUAUUGUUGAUCCAGUAUUAGCUGAAAUUGAUAAGAAAAAAAUUCCUGUUAUACCAUAUAAAUUUGGUGCUGUUGGUUUACGUGAAGCAUUCGCUGGAGCAGCUAAACAUGGUUAUAUUUAUACCGGUACAUAUGUAUGGAAAGAUGAACGAUCAGGAUCAAUUACAAGUCCAUACAAAGAUAAAGAACGUACUAAGUCAAAUGCAGCAGACAAAAAAUAA
This is a messenger RNA of Adineta steineri, 1656 nucleotides long. Lineage: Eukaryota; Metazoa; Rotifera; Eurotatoria; Adinetida; Adinetidae. The record is from the annotation of a GenBank genome assembly.